UCUGCCGAUCGUACACAGGCCGUCGCUGGAGGUGAACCCCGAGUCGGGCAUGAGCUCGACGCCGGGCUUGGUGGGCGCGGUGCAGCGCCUCAUGGUGAACGGCCACGCGUUCGCGUCGCUGGGCGCGCUCGCCGCGCACCUGCCGCGCUACCGCGGCCCGCCCUGCGAGUCGGCCGGCAACGCCUCGCACGCCGCGCCCGCCUGCGCGCACGGCGGCCUGUGCCUGCCGCUGCUCAACACCUUCGCGUGCCGCUGCCAGCCCGGCUUCACCGGCACCCACUGCCAUCAGCGUGACACGUCCGUCAACGGAACCCUCUCGCUAACGGCGAGAGCCGUAAAAUUCUCCGGAGACACUUUCUUGCACUUCCGCGGGCCCAAGCCCCAGUCCAGCUCGAACCUCACCGCCGCCAUGUCGGGAUCCGUCUUCAACGGUUCGGCCGAGGUCGAUGGGAGCAGCUACGAGGAGGCGGAGGAGGGGAGUGGUGGUGGCGGGGAAGGGGAGUGGGAGGACGCGGAUGACAAGGAGGUGGACGACGACCAUGUCGGGGACGAGGAUGACGAGGAGGAGGUCGCCCCUCCCGACGACCCCGAAUGGCGCCGAGCGGGUCGGCGGAUAUCCCGGUACACGGUCGUGUUCCGCACCGCGUCGCAGGGCGGCCUUCUGCUCUGGGCCGGCCGGGGACGCACGCUGCACGCCGACUACCUGGCCGUCGCCGUGGUGCAGGGGUACCCGCAGCUGUCCUUCAACCUCGGCAGCCAGCGGGGCAUGCUCACCAUCCAGUCCAAGGUGAGUGAGAGAGGGCCUUCUCCUCGAGGACGCGGACGCCCCGAGGCGCCGCCGCUGCGUAGAGCGCGACGGGCCGCCAGCUACACAACACACGCCUGGCUGGCGAGGGGUCCUUCACCCCAAAAAAUCAGUGUA
This is a messenger RNA of Frankliniella occidentalis (western flower thrips), 922 nucleotides long. RefSeq names its product agrin-like. The record is from RefSeq and is a predicted model, not a curated record. Gene Ontology annotation, molecular function: calcium ion binding. The transcript has 4 exons. The annotation marks the transcript as partial. Lineage: Eukaryota; Metazoa; Arthropoda; Insecta; Thysanoptera; Thripidae.